Neogale vison (American mink) is the source of this 531-nucleotide messenger RNA. RefSeq names its product 40S ribosomal protein SA-like. The transcript has a single exon. Lineage: Eukaryota; Metazoa; Chordata; Mammalia; Carnivora; Mustelidae. The record is from RefSeq and is a predicted model, not a curated record. The coding region runs from base 10 to 483 and encodes 157 amino acids.
GCUCUGCGCAUGUGCGGCACCAUCUCCCAGGAGCCCUCUGGGGAGGUCUUGGCGGAGGUAGGGAGAACUGAGGCCGAGAAGCGCCUCCGCUCGAAAGGCUCUGACCAAGGGGAAUCUGAAGGUGAAUGGAUCACUCUGGCUCCUGAGUUUUCUGCUACUUUAUCUGAGUUUACCCGCUGUGUAAAGGAGCUCAGGGGUCCUCUGUACCUCUUCGGCGACUUCUCUGAGGAAGAGUGCGGCGCUCAGCCCGCCAUCAAAGACUGGUCGACAGCUUCCACUCUUCGGGCCACCGAAUGGCUGGGAACAACCGCUGGGUGGUCUCCGACUGUUUCUCCGUGGACUCUAGCACAGAAAAUGGAAGUCAGAGUGAUGAGAAAUAAGCAGUGUCUUCGAAGAAAAAGAAAAAGGAUUCAAAAGCAAGUGUUACGGACAGAUUGUAUCCCCCUAAAUAUGAAGCAGAAGGUGCUCCACUUCUUACGUUGAAGCCCCCGUGUCCCUCAUGUGACUUGUAUUUGGAGACAGGGCCUUAAG